AUGUCAACAAAUGAUAGACUCAAAGAUAAUACAUCACCUUCCAAACCACACUCAAUGUUUUCUAUCAGAAGGGCAUUUGGAGGGGAGUCAGCCUCAAGAAACCAGAACUUACCUAAGACUAACACAUCAGUCUCGCCGUUAAAAUCCACGCCUUCCAUAGAGACAAAAAGCAGAUAUUCAAUUUCCCCAGUCUCUCCAGAAUUUGAAUCCAUUACUGAACUACCAUCACCCAUUGUUGGUGACUUACAGAUGCUCUCUGCGAAAAAAUCUUAUGGUUCACUGUCUAUACGACCUUCAGCUAAUCAGCUCAAUUCAAUAAAUAAUGCAAGAAUUAUAUCUGAAUAUGGAUCAACCAGUUCAAAAGACAGUACAUCCUCAACAACAAGCAAUUUGGAUGCGAGAUUAGCAGAGCUUAAGGACCCACAAAAGAGAAGUGUUUCAACACCAAUGGAAGUUCAACCUAAAGAAAUGGAGAGAGAAAAAAUGCUUGAAACCUCUGUUGAUCCUUCCGAUGUUUUUUAUAAAGGCUAUGAUCAUGAUAAAGAACCCCAUGUCUGGAAACACAUCAGGACUCUUGGGAAAGGUACAUUCAGUGAUGUUGUUUUAGCUCAAGAGUUACACCAUACAAAGCCAGAGUUACAAUUUGUUGCUGUUAAAAUAGUCGAGCUACCGAGUCAAAGAGAUACAAGAGCCAGAGUUGAAAGCUCUUUAAAAAGAGAACUUGAACUUUUGAAACUAGCCAAUCAUCCUUCUAUCAUUAAACUUCUAGCACUGCAUAUAACAUCAUCAAAAUACUACAUGUAUACGCCAUAUUGUGAAGGUGGUGACUUAUUUGAAUUGGCAUCAAAGCAUAGGAAGAUAUUGAGUCCAUAUAUUAUCAAAAAGAUAUUUGCAGAAAUAGCAAGAUCAAUUGCAUACUUACACAAUAAAAAUAUUGUACAUAGAGAUAUCAAAUUGGAGAAUAUUUUGGUCAAUUACAAAGUUGAUAAAUUGUUACAGGUUGUUGAUCAAAACGUUUCCUUGAUAACCGUCACUGAUUUUGGCCUUUCAAGAACGAUUGACCCGGAAAAUCCGUUAUUGACAACCCGUUGUGGGUCUGAAGAUUAUGUUCCCCCAGAAUUGUUGAUUGGGUUACCAUAUGACGGUAGACAAACUGACAGUUGGGCAUUAGGUGUUUUAUUAUAUUCGAUAAUGGAAGGGAGAUUACCAUUCGAUCCACCUCCAAAUAAAUCGAUCAGGGCUCGUUCAAGAGUUGCUCAUAGAAUUGCUAGAAUCGAAUGGUCAUGGAACCAAUUUAGCGACGAAAACAAAGGAUCAACUUGGAAAGAGGAAGAUUGGGAAGGAGCUAAAUACAUUGUCGAAAACUUAUUGGUUCGAAGAGAAAAAAGACUAAGCGCAGCUCAAGUCUGUGAAAUAUCCUGGGUCAAAGAUAUUCCAGAGCUUCAAAAUAAUGAAUACUAA
This is a messenger RNA of Hansenula ciferrii, 1461 nucleotides long. It is a transcript of the gene PRR1, whose product is annotated as serine/threonine protein kinase PRR1. NCBI's taxonomy places the organism in Eukaryota, Fungi, Ascomycota, Saccharomycetes, Phaffomycetales, Wickerhamomycetaceae. The coding region runs from base 1 to 1461 and encodes 486 amino acids. Gene Ontology annotation, molecular function: protein serine/threonine kinase activity; ATP binding. Gene Ontology annotation, biological process: intracellular signal transduction; protein phosphorylation. The transcript has a single exon. Gene Ontology annotation, cellular component: cytoplasm. The record is from RefSeq and is a predicted model, not a curated record.